UCUUCUUGUGUUUUGCCAUUUAUGUUUACAUCCAUUACUGAGCGAGAUAAGAGAAAAGAAAUUCGAGGGGGCACAGAUUACGGAUAUUGAUAUUAAAUUUUAGAUUAAACAAUCCAAAAUUUGCUAGACCUUAAAACAGCUAUAACAGUAAUCUACUCGGCCAGACCGGACAUUUUAACACGCACAGGGUUGUCAUGACAACAGAGAGAAAAGAAGGAAUCGCGCGCAAGCAAAGGCCCGUGAAGAAUUAACUGGUCAUGGCAGCACUGGAAAGUCUGAGACCAGGAGGAGGAGGGGGCGGUUUGGGUCCCCGAGGCUUAAGUGGAGAUGAAGAAGAGGAGGAAGAUUCACCUGUUGUUUUGCUGAGUGUUUUAGCGCAGAACAGACAGGUGGGCCUCUGCUUCUAUGAUAGUAAGGACUCGUCUUUGCACUACAUGACAGACACUCCUGACAACUACGAGCUCCACCUGCUGGCCAGAGUCAUCCAGGAGGUUAGUCCCCAUGUCAUAAUUACCAGUGCAAAGCAGGAGCGCUGCAUGACACGUUUCCUGCAACAACUUGAUUCAAACCCAGACUACAGACCAGAGGUGGUUACUUAUCCAUAUCUUGAGUUUGGUCUGGAGGUCAGUAAGCAGAGACUACUUUCUGCCCAUCUGCCAUUUCUUCCUGCCUUCAUUUCAGAGAGGGACAAAAUGUCCUACCUUUCCUCCUGUAUCUCCUUUGACUCUCCCCUGAUGCUGAGGGCAGUGGGUGCUCUGCUGAAAUGCCUGGACAGGAGGAGAGUGGGAGUGGAGCUGGAAGACAGCAGUGUUGGAGUUCCUAUCCUGCACUUUCACGCCUACACGCUUAAAGGUGUUAUUUGCAUCGACCGAGACACCUACAGUGUACUGCAGAUCUUCAAAUCAGAACCUCAUCCAUCAGUGUACAAACUGCAUUCAGGUGAAAAGGAAGGACUCAGUCUUUAUGGGAUACUGAACCGCUGUAGAUGCAAGUUUGGGUCCAAACUACUUCGCCAGUGGUUCUCGCGGCCAACGCAGGACCUGGCUGUGUUACAUAGGAGACAGGAAGUGAUACGUUUCUUCACGUCACCACGAAACUCAGACGCCCUCAGCACCCUGCAGUCUUUAUUACGCAACAUCAGUAACAUACCAACUCUUCUGCGCAGGAUGUGCCUCUCCCACACCAAAGUGACCAACUGGCAGAGUCUCUACAAGACGGUGUACAGUGCAGUGUGUAUCAGGGACACGGUGCGACACCUGCCUCAGUCCAUUCAGCUCUUUUGUGAUAUCAGUGAAGGGUUCUCUGAUGACCUCCAGUAUAUUGCCUCCCUCAUCAACCGAGUUGUGGAUUUUGAAACCAGCAUAGCUGAGAACCAUUUCACCAUCAAACCAAAUGUGGACCCAGUAGUUGAUGAGAAAAAGAGGAGGAUGAUGGGGUUGUCUGACUUCCUGACAGAUGUAGCCAGAAGAGAGCUGGAAUACCUGGAUGCUCGCAUCCCCUCGUGUUGUGUCAUCUACAUCCCUCUGAUUGGAUUCCUGCUCUCUGUCCCUCGCCUGCCCAGCAUGGUGGUGAAAGAGGAUUUUGAGAUGGAGGGACUUGAUUUUAUGUUUCUGUCAGAUGACCGCCUGCACUACCGCAGCCAGAGAACCAGGGAGCUAGAUGACCUAAUAGGAGACUUGCACUGUGACAUCAGAGACCUGGAGACAGCAAUUAUGACACAGUUGCAGAACACAAUCCUCGAGAGAAGCGCCUCCCUCUACAAGGUUCUGGAUCUCAUUGCUGAGCUGGACUGUCUGAUGGCUUUGAGCAGUGCUUCCCAAGAGUACGGCUACACUUCACCCAAACUAUCCAACCACAGGAGGAUAACAAUCACACAGGGCAGACAUCCGUUGCUAGAGCUGUGCUCUCCUGUGUUUGUAGCCAACACCUUUCAGAGCUCAGAAUCACAGGACAGAGUCAAGGUCAUUACUGGCCCAAACUCAUCUGGAAAGAGUAUCUACCUCAAACAGGUGGGUCUAAUUGUGUUCAUGGCGCUGAUUGGCUCAGAUGUGCCUGCGAAGGAGGCAGAGAUCGGUCUGGUGGAUGGGAUCUUUACCCGCAUGCAGAGCAGAGAGUCUGUGUCUGUGGGCCUCAGCACCUUCAUGAUAGACCUCAGCCAGAUGGCCCAUGCUCUCAACAGCAGUACUGGCAACUCAUUAGUUCUCAUCGAUGAAUUUGGAAAAGGAACUAACACCGUGGAUGGAUUGUCCCUGCUGGCAGCAUCAAUCUCUCAUUGGCUGAGAAAAGCUCCGGUGGAUGUACCUCACGUCCUGUUGGCAACUAACUUCCACAGUUUACUGCGGCUGGAUCUGCUACCCUCCUCUGGCAUGCUGUCUCUUCUGACUCUAGAGACAGCAGUGGACGGGAAUGAGUUGGUGUUUCUGUACCAGCUGAAAGAAGGAAUCUGCCAGUCCAGCUAUGCUGCCAACAUCGCUACACUAGCCAGCCUGCCAACCAGCCUUGUACAGAGAGGAGUGGAGGUGUCUGAACUGUACAGGACAGGAAGGUCCAUCAAACGUGUUGACAGUCCAUCUUCACACAAGCAGGCAAACAGGUGCAGGUCUGUGGUGGAGAAGUUCCUGAGCCUGGACUUGGAGGACACAGAUUUGGACCUUCAGCACUUCCUGAAAGAGGAACUCCUGCCCUCUGCUGGGGAGCUGCAGAACUGCAACUGAACUGCUCUGCUGCAGCUGCACACAUUUCUACAGCUCCGUGGUCGGGUUGUUCAUACACUAGCUAAUGUUUUCAGUGGGUUUUGGAAGAGAGUAGAUGUUCCACCUGUAGACAUACAUUUAUCUAGAUACAUGACAAGAAUUACAUUACGAUAUGACUGAAACAUACAUAUUUAACUGCAUAUGUUGUAAAGGUUAAAGCAGCUUGAAUUUUUCUUGUAUUUUGUUCUUUGUUAUACAUGAUACAGACAGAUUGGUUGGAUUCAGAUCUUUCUGAUUAUCUAGGAAGUGUUUUCUAUUUCAGUAGUCUACUGCACAGUACAAAAAAAUCUGUAAAGCUGGUGAUUUCACCAUAUGGUUGAAGUCCUUUCAGCAUCACUUCACACAGUCUUUCUCUUUUUGUUUUGACAGCAUAAAUAAAUUCAGGUUGUUUAUGA
This is a messenger RNA of Scatophagus argus, 3148 nucleotides long. It is a transcript of the gene msh5, whose product is annotated as mutS homolog 5. The transcript is spliced from 26 exons. Gene Ontology annotation, molecular function: ATP binding; mismatched DNA binding; ATP-dependent DNA damage sensor activity. Lineage: Eukaryota; Metazoa; Chordata; Actinopteri; Scatophagidae. Gene Ontology annotation, biological process: chiasma assembly; mismatch repair. Bases 258 to 2714 code for a protein of 818 amino acids. Gene Ontology annotation, cellular component: nucleus. The record is from RefSeq and is a predicted model, not a curated record.